AUGACAUCUUUCGGCGCUAAUGUUGUUCAAGAAGGUGGGUUUAUGCCAAAUUUCGAAGUUCAGGGACAGGUUUACCAUAGGAUAGGCUCGCUCAAACUUGCUGAAAAUCAAGAUCCUCAAUUCCUUCAACUGUACUUUGUAGGUAAUUUACAUGAACAAGCCACCCGACGAAACUCCAUUUCCAAUGGCACUAAAUUUCAAUUGAUAAUGCAACUACAAGAUCUUCUGCACCAGACAAACAGCUACGUACGCAGCUUCAAGUAUGCCUUGGAAACAGAAGCUUCUUCUAAUUUCAAUGUUAUCAUAGAUGCUCAGAAAAGACCAUCUACAGAACAUGGCAAAUCUUCGGACCCAUACAAUGUGACAUGUACACAAUCGAAUGGCAUGAGCCUUCCACAUGCUCAUGUCCUGCUUUGGCUCUCAACGAAGAUCAAAUCAACUGACAUCGACAACAUAAUCUCUGCAGAACUUCCUGAUCCAGCUUUAGACAAAGUACUAUACGACAUAGUAAAAGCAAACAUGGUGCAUGGUCCAUGUGGGUGUGGAUUCAAUAUUACCUCACCAUGUUUGAAAGGCAGCGUAUGUUCAAAAAAGUUUCCAAGGAAGUUCCUACAACAAGCUCAAACAGGUGCUGGUGGGUAUCCAUCAUACAGACGGAGAAAACCACAAGACGGCAGUGUCACAGCAACUAUCGGACAGCACGCGGUUGAUAAUAGAUGGAUUGUUCUCUACUGCCCACUCCUGUCAAAGAUUUUCAAUGACCAGAUUAACGUUGAAUUUUGCAACUCCGUUAAGUCCAUCAAGUAUGUUUGCAAGUAUGUGAACAAGGGUUCUGACGCUGCAAUGUUUGCACUUCAACAACAAUACUGCCACGAUGAGGUGACGCACUAUCAGACAUGCGAACUGUGUGAUCCUGCAACUUUAUGGCUCAAGUACAGGGACAACCUGGCUGAAGACUUUCACCGGCAAGCUCAACGGCUCUAUCCUGACAUGGAGAGUAUCAGCAAUGAAGUCUACAACAAAACUCUCAUUGACAUUGAAGACAGAAUUGCCACACUGGGUGGUAAUGAAUUGUCCACAUAUGGCCUGCCACAAACAUUCAGGUCAGGGUCAAAUAGCCUUCCCACUGCUGUCAUUCGUGAAACAUCUUACGACAUUCAAGCGCUUUCAGAGUACAUUGCUGAAAACGAGCAUAAAUUACUUCCGGACCAGCUGCAGGCUUAG
Messenger RNA from Octopus bimaculoides (California two-spot octopus), 1224 nucleotides. RefSeq lists its product as uncharacterized. NCBI's taxonomy places the organism in Eukaryota, Metazoa, Mollusca, Cephalopoda, Octopoda, Octopodidae. The record is from RefSeq and is a predicted model, not a curated record.